Rotaria sp. Silwood1 is the source of this 873-nucleotide messenger RNA. The record is from the annotation of a GenBank genome assembly. NCBI's taxonomy places the organism in Eukaryota, Metazoa, Rotifera, Eurotatoria, Philodinida, Philodinidae.
AUGUUAAAUAAAUUUGAAUUUGUUUUUAGUAAGAAAGUCGAUAUUGAUUAUCGUUCGAUCGAUGGUCGGCAAUUGAUUGCUUCAUUUCAAACAGUGUUUUGGCUUGAAAUCAAACAUUGGUUUGUUACAUGUGAACUUAUUCAACAUGCAUCAUCUAAUUUUCGAUAUCUAGGAAAUGAAAUACGACUCUAUUCGAUACCUUUUAUCGGUCGUCAUUUUGAAUAUCAUCUAAAUUCGAAUAUAAUUACAUUUUCGACUUUACCUGAAAUGAAUAAUGAUAUAACUAUGAUGGAUCAUGUAGAAAGUGUUUAUUUAGAAACAAAAGAACUAAUGACUGCAAUUACAAACAAACAGAAUAUGCCAUCAAUAACACGGUUAUUUCAUCAAGUAUCUGAUCUCGAUAUUCAAAUUGAUAAUACUUGGUCAAUUGAUUGUGUUCAUCUGGUCUCGACAUUAAUUGAUUUGUCACAAAUCAGAAAGCUCAAACUGCUUGAUAAAUUUGAUCCAGAUUCUUCUCAAAUCAUGACAACAAAUUACUUAAAAAUAUUCGAGCAAGCAUACAAUGUUCGUUCCCUCAUUAUUAUUAUUCAUUGGCUUGCUAAGACUGAUACCAAGAUCACAAAUCAAUUAUGCUCCAUAAUUCCUAGUCAUAUUGAACAUUUGACAAUUGAUGUUAGAUCAAUGAAGGAUAUGAAAAUCGUACUCGAACGUGUUGAUCAUUUGUCAAGUGUUACAUUUCGAUUUUACGAUAGUAAAUCCACUUGGCAAACAAUCAUUGAAUGGAUUUCGGAUCGAAGAGAUUUAACAUAUUGCAAAGAAUCUGGUGAACUACAUAUAUGGCUUGGUAUGAAAAAGACGAAUAUGCCAAAGUGA